GGAAGGGCCAUUUCGUAUAUCUGUCAAAAUAUUGCGGCGCAGUGUAAUGGAUCAAGCGGAACUCAUCCUUCUCGUUAACCGUAACUAUACCGGCACAUACACCCACAAUAAUCGUUUGAUCAUUCAAAUCGUCAUCAGUAACUUCCAUUACAAUGAAGUACCACGGGCCACCAUGACUUCAAAACUUUGCUGGACAUAUUUGCGGUGUAAAAAGUAUGACCUUAUCAUUUUUCCAGGAUUCCGCAAGUUCUUCAGUUCGUCAACAUUUUGCUUAGAACCAGCCAGUUAUGAGGGAUUCAAGCUGAAAGUACUGCAAGCUAGUUAGAUUUUCGUUGGUAGAGUUUGCCAUCCUGAAGUCUGUCUUAGACAGCAAGUAAUGAUCACUGCUAUCCACGAGUGCAGUGAGUAGUUUAUAUGUACAUAUUCUACAGGAAAAAGCCUGUCACCUGUCAGACACACAU
Messenger RNA from Serpula lacrymans var. lacrymans S7.9, 461 nucleotides. RefSeq lists its product as uncharacterized. The record is from RefSeq and is a predicted model, not a curated record. Bases 47 to 325 code for a protein of 92 amino acids. The transcript is spliced from 5 exons. Lineage: Eukaryota; Fungi; Basidiomycota; Agaricomycetes; Boletales; Serpulaceae.